AUGGAUCCCCUCCAGAAAUGGGACUCAGCAUUGAUUUCUGGGUCUUCUCAAGUGACCAUUGUGGAGACCUCCCAGGAAGGCUCUGCAUCCUCUCACCUCAUCUCCUUAGAACAGCUGAGGUUGGACCUCAGUGGCCUGAGCACCAACCCUGGCUCCAGCGCCCCUACACCUCUGGCAGAGGGGCUGCUCCAGAGGCAGUGCAUGGAGCAGAAUAACUUCCUGGAGCAGCACUGUGGACUCCUGGGUUUCCCUCAGAAGAAGAAAGCAUUCCUGGGACACUUGAGACGAAGGCGCCGAGAUCACAGGGCACCUUACCCAGUGGAAAAGGACAGCAGGAUCUUCCGCUCAGGCAACAGAGCUCAGAGUUGGUUCCGAUGUGAAUGUUGGUAUUGCCAGGCCCGUGGGCAAAAUAUUAUUGGGGAAAGGGAUGGGGCCUCCAAUCCUUCCUCCUGGGAUACACUAGUGCAGGGACUUGGUGGCCUUACGCUCAGCCUGGGAGCUGAGAGAAGCAGCGUCCUGCCAGAGGAGGCGCAGCAGCAGCAGCCUCAGCAGCAGAGGCUGUGGCAGCCAGAAGAGAAGUGCCAGCGGGAAAGCAAGAAGAGGUUCCAGAAGCUGUUCAAGCAGUGGUUGGAAGAAAACUGA
This is a messenger RNA of Peromyscus leucopus (white-footed mouse), 642 nucleotides long. Its product is annotated as protein FAM156A/FAM156B-like. The transcript has a single exon. The record is from RefSeq and is a predicted model, not a curated record. NCBI's taxonomy places the organism in Eukaryota, Metazoa, Chordata, Mammalia, Rodentia, Cricetidae. Bases 1 to 642 code for a protein of 213 amino acids.